AUGCCGCAAAUGGUUACUGGCGAGGCUAUCAAGCAACACCUGUACAAAGUCAGGGAAGCGAGAGAGUCCGCCGGAAUGACCACGCCGGCGAAAGGCGAGGGAAAAUCAGCUUUUGGUACCCGUCGGGGGGUCACUCGGUAUCCCCCUGUCGAUCCAAACGCCAUUCCAGACCAGAAGAAGAGAUCUCGCCCCGAGUCAAAGACUCCUCGUGGACGGGGCAAGGCCAAGGCCAAGCCAGAAGAUGACGAUAAGAAGGAAUUCGUCGAGAAAAAAGAAAAAAUCCCAUCCAAGAUUAAGCACCGGAGCUUGCUUUACGGACCAGCAGUUCCAAAGGAACUGAGGGAGGAGGCAUCGCUGUCGCCGGCUCCGGCCGGCCACUCUUUGAUCGUCAAGCUGAACACCAGAAAGCGCAAGGCAGUCAAGGAGGAACCAGAUCAGCAGGCAGGGGCUACCGCCACCACCACCACCAACACCCCAAAAGCCCCAAGAAAGCAUACCAAAAAAGUCAAGAUAUUGGACACGGUCGUCUUGGAGGAUGGGUCACCGGUCGAGAAGGACGAGUCUCCGGCGAAGGAGGAUGAGACUCCGGCGAAGAAGAGAGAUCGAAUGUCCAACUUCAAUUAUUCGGACUUCAAGGAAGACGUCAAGCAUGACAGUCAAGACAAUCAGAUCCUCACCCCUCGCAAGGGGGAGCAGAGUGGUCAUGUCGCGAAGUCGAACAAGGAAGUCGCCAAGGCGAAGGGUGUAGAGCCUUCCAACGGGAUCCUCACUCCCCACAAGGAGCAGCAGAAUGGCCCUGCCACUGCCACCAAGCUGAAGAAGAAAGCCGCCAAAGACUCCAAGGAGGCUAACGCCGAUAUCCGCAACUCCUUCAAGCUCGCUCCAAAGAAGGAUGUCGAACCAAAGCCGAUUCCGACUGUUGAUGCUCCAGUUCACGCCAACCGUGCCCUACGCAACAAGUCCACUCACAUCGACUAUCGCGAGCAGGGAGCAACUCUUUCCGAGGACGCCCAGUCCAUGCUUGGUGAUGCGGAUGUCAACGGCGAAGACGAUGAGUACCAGCCAGACAUUCCCGCGGACGACGAGCCAGCAUUGGACAUCAAUUACGAGAACGAGCAGCGUUUCUCUGUACUGAAUGCGGCAGAGAAGCCGUUCGAUGACGCGAUCGACCUGAAGAUGUUCCAGGAGGCUAUCGGCCCAGAGGCGGAACAGAGGAACUAUCAGGCAGAGCAGGUGGGCAUUUUGCAGCCAGCUUCAGCCAAGGUCGGCCGCUUGCACGGUGAACAAGACUUCACUAAGACGCCAAAUUUCCUCGGUAUGGAUGCGCUCGUUCCGGACAUCAAUUUCGGUCGUCGCAUGAACUUCACUGUGGGCAGUCCCGCUGGCAACCCUAGCWUCGACGUCUUGAGUUCUACCAUCGGCACUCCUACCGUUCCCCACGACAAUGCCCAUUGGAACAGCUUUGCGCAAUGGUCGGCUCCUGCUCCCGGUCCAGGCCCAGGUUCAGCAUCGAUGCCUGCUCRAGCCACACCCUUCGCGUGGGCCAAUCAGUUUGGUGGCGACCAAGGCUCAGGCAAUCCGUUCGACAGCUUCCUCGUCAACAACGACUGGGUCUCUCACUACGACCAUGGUGAUGACCUCGUCGAACAGCUCCACACAAACCAGAAUUACUCGGGUGAUCAGAGUAUGGGUGCCUAUGCCGUCCCAGGCUUCAACGACCAGUGGGAUACAGGCAUUGGCGACGGAGGGGAUAUCGAGGACGUGAUGCAGUAG
Messenger RNA from Ramularia collo-cygni, 1773 nucleotides. RefSeq lists its product as uncharacterized. The record is from RefSeq and is a predicted model, not a curated record. The transcript has a single exon. NCBI's taxonomy places the organism in Eukaryota, Fungi, Ascomycota, Dothideomycetes, Mycosphaerellales, Mycosphaerellaceae. The coding region runs from base 1 to 1773 and encodes 590 amino acids.